Molecule: messenger RNA, 2084 nt
Organism: Porites evermanni
Lineage: Eukaryota; Metazoa; Cnidaria; Anthozoa; Scleractinia; Poritidae
Source: the annotation of a GenBank genome assembly
AUGAAAGCUAACGUUAGAGACAUUAUUAUUCUCAACAUUUUGGUAGCUACAUUUCUAUUUAUGGGAGCUGGGAUUUUUCACGUCCUCGAAAGUCCAAACCAGUAUGGCCAAGAUCACCAAUUUCACGAACAAAUCAAUCAAGCUACUUUACACAGUUUACACAAAAACCUGAGCAUAAGCAUACCGAAAAAUGAAUUCGAUAACUUGGUGAAAAACGUUUACAAAUUGAAGAUAAAUCGUCCAUCAAGAUUAUCAAGUAGUUAUAACUGGUCGUAUUCCGGUUCGCUCUACUUUUCAGCAAGCGUUAUAACCACUAUCGGUAUGUAUUUUUUUAUAACUUUUCGCAUUAUGUAAAAGUCAAAUUAGAAGUGGUCGUAGGUUUUUACACAUAUUCCUUAUUCUUAGCUAGAAGAACAGGAGCACGAUAUCCUUCCGUUUUUGAACUUGCCUUGACAACUAUAUAUAAUAUGCAAAAAUAUCCGUUUGGACGGAAGCCACCCAAGCCGUACAAAUACCAUUCUCGUCCCCAGCGCCACUCGGCUUAAUUUGUAACCGACCCCUCGUUUUCCGACCACGUGACCAAGAAACGACGGGCUUUGGGAACGAGAAUGCCCUAAUACAGCAUCGUCCCAAUCCUGGUGGAUCGCAAAAGAAGAAUUCUCGUGGGCUUAUUAUCCUAGCCUUUGAGUGAACUGAGGCUGAGGUUGACCUUGUUUUAAUAGAAACCUACUUCUAUUACUUAUAAGAGUAAUGCUUUAAAAUACUAUUUAGCAUAAGAAUAACAUGAGUUACAUAAGGAAGCUGGAAGGGUUGUGUUCAAGGUCAACUCCAGCCUCGUUUCCACCUGUAACUGUAAAAUGGGCUAUCGGUGACGUCAGAUCCGAGCUCGCUAAGGAGGACUAGGAACGAUACUUGCCGUUUGUGCGCGUUUAUGGCAAACUUGGAUUAAGAAGAAUUUCCGUCAAAUAAUGAAACACUCAGAGAGAAAAAGUUCUGAGCACCCUCUAGCUGGCUAAAUUGAAUCAACACCCCUCCAGUAUAACGGUUGAAGUCUCUUGCCACUGAGCUACGCGAUACUGAUUAAUUUUGUUUUAUUCCAGGUUAUGGACAUAUGGCACCCUCCACCUUCGCUGGUCGAAUGUUUUGUAUAUUCUACGCUUUAGUUGGGAUACCUUUGUGCAUGUUGACACUGAAGGUAAUGGGCGAUAAAAUAAACGAACUACUGGGAAGCUUCUUCAUUAUGAUCAGUACCAAACGCCAGCUAAGAGAAGGCAAGAGGACUAAAAUCAAGGUCAUAUCAACUUUGGCAGGAAUAGCCUUAGUCUUUCUCUUUCUCGGCGGAUCGCUUUAUUUAUCAGAGGACUGGAGCUACUUCGAUGGAGUGUACUAUUGCUUUAUAGGUAAAAUUAUAAUGGGCGACCGCACGUCAAUAGAGGUCUCGGAAUUUCAUUCAUUAUUUAUUUGGAGAAGUGUAGAUUACAUCCCAUCGAGAUCAAACCUCUAAGGCGAUAUUUGUUCUUGCUGAGAUUUCAUUUGCAAUUAAUUAUAAGAGGAAACUUGGGAAAGGUUGUAUAAUACAUAUAUAAUUACUUUAUCCAAAUAUCUUUUCUUUUUUCAAGAAAUUAGUAGAAAGUAGAAGCCUUAGCUUUUCAUUACUUUCAAUUGCUCAACUUUUACCAAUUUUACUCGUUUGACCGCGUCAUUAACCUUCCUAAACCUGUUUGUGUUCAUACUCGUCGUCACCAGGUCUUCUCCGUUUUCUAAUUGAAGAAAAAGUCCUGUAAAUGAAGUUGAUCGGUGGCAACAUUAUAUAAGGAUAACACACAGGCAAUCUUACUCACUUAGCCCUAAAAUGAACUCAUUAUACCGUGUUUGUUUCAGCAUUGAGUACCAUUGGGUUUGGGGAUAUGGUCCCCACAAAAGGCAACGCACCCUCAUCAGCGAUUCAAACACUGGAAUAUAUCAUCCGGGGUUUAUACCUUGUAAUCGGCCUCGUCCUUGUGUCGAGUCUUGUUUCUUCAGUGGUAUCUGCAGUGAACGUGUUGGAUGGAUGGGAUUGUUGUAGGCGGACAAGAUGUGAGUAU